This is a messenger RNA of Saccostrea echinata, 1581 nucleotides long. RefSeq names its product delta-like protein C. Gene Ontology annotation, molecular function: scavenger receptor activity. The transcript is spliced from 10 exons. Bases 1 to 1581 code for a protein of 526 amino acids. Lineage: Eukaryota; Metazoa; Mollusca; Bivalvia; Ostreida; Ostreidae. The record is from RefSeq and is a predicted model, not a curated record.
AUGAUUCUGAGUAUGAUUAUAGCUCUGGCUUUUCCAAGAAAGUCUUGUUCUUAUGAAAAUAUAGCACUUCUUAAACCUACAUGGCAAGCUACAACAUAUUUGAAUCAUUCUGGACUUGGACCAGAAAAGGCUGUUGAUGGACUUAAAUUCAACCGUUCUUGGUUUGGACACCAGUGCUCCAUAUCCACCACUGGUCAAACCACAGCCACCUGGUGGGUUGACCUUCAAGACAUCCUUAGUAUCCACCAUAUUAUUAUUUAUUACAGAACCGAUAACGUCCCUUGGGAUAGUGACAAUCACUUUACGACACGGUUUCUGGGCUUCUCGGUUUUUGUGUCAAAUACACGAAACAAGGAAGAUGGAACAUUGUGUUUCCAUGAUAACGAAUACAACAUCACAACAAUCGCAGAUGUCGUCAAUAUUACUUGUACCGUUCACGGACAAUAUGUUAUAUAUCAUAAUGAAAGACUUCUCACGAAAGAAUAUCCUCAGGACUAUUCUGAAACUGCUUUUAAUGAGUUGUGUGAAGUUGAAGUUUACGAAAAUAUCGCAUAUAAACAUCCGACCUGGCAGAAAACAACACAUCCUUCUAAUUUUGGACCUGAAAAGGCAGUGGAUGGUUUAAAAUCAGACUUUUCUGCAAAUGGUCAUCAAUAUGAAAAUAAUUCUUUAGCUGCAAGGUUUCUUGGAUUCUCCCUCUAUAUAUCCGAAACUGAGAGUAAGGAUAAUGGUAGUUUAUGUUUCCAUGACACCGAAUACAAUAUGACAACAAUACCAGCUGUAGUUAACAUCACAUGUGAAUUGUACGGCCAGUAUGUAAUCUAUUACAACGAAAGGAAUUCUGACACAGAUUAUCCGCCCGGUUAUUCUACAUAUGCCUUUAAUGAACUAUGCGAAGUGGAGGUGUAUGGAUGUGUUCUAGGGUUUUAUGGAUCAAAUUGUUCACUUCCUUGUCCAGCACAUUGUCAGAAUUGUAACACAGAAACUGGUGACUGUUUGUGGUGCGAUGUUGGGUACACUGGAGAAAAUUGUGAUUUCCCCUGUGCUCUGGGAACCUUUGGUGCCAACUGUACCACUGAAUGUGGAGAAUGUUUUGGGAGCUGUGACCACAGAUACGGAAACUGUUCAGGGGGAUGUAGGGCUGGAUUCACUGGAAUCAUGUGCAAUGAAGUGUGUGAACCUGAAAAGUUUGGAGAAAGAUGCGAGGAAGUUUGUGGAAUGUGUUUAGGGGAGUGCUUUCAUAUCAAUGGAACUUGCUACGGAGGAUGUCAAUCCGGGUACCAGGGUGAUUUGUGUAAGAAAGAAUGUGAGCCAGGAAGAUAUGGCGAUGGAUGUUUAGAAUAUUGUGGCAACUGUGCUGGAGAAUGCAAUCACGUACAUGGGACGUGUUCAGGUGGAUGUAAAGCUGGGUAUAGAGGAUUAACGUGUAAAGCAGAAUGUGUAUCAGGAAGCUAUGGACUCAACUGUAUUGAGCAAUGUGGGGAAUGUCUUGGAGACUGUAACCACUUUAAUGGACGCUGUCCAAGCGGUUGUAAACCAGGAUAUCAUGGGAUCAACUGUAAAGAAGGUUUAAUUUUCUAA